AUGUCGAGCGCUUCUCCCUCGGUCACUGCUCCCAUCUCGGGUCCCCGGUCGGCUCGCGUCGGUGAGCCACCCGCGCCGUCCGCAUCGCUCGUCGCAAAGUACAGAGGCGCAACCGUCGAGGAUCUUCAGGUGCCUCCUGCUAUCUCGGUGCCGCGUUCCACCUCCAUCGCAUCUGCCCUGCGUGUCGCUCUCGACCAUGACUACUCGCAAUUGCCUCUGGUCAGCGACAAGAACCGCAAAUUGCUCGGAUAUGUUCAGAAGGACCGCCUCGAAGAACAGCUCAAGAGCGGUAAUAGCGACAAGUCGGUGGCUACGAUCAUGACCAAGUUUUCCAGCGGGGCAUCUGCGGCUUCGCCUUCUGCUGGUGCAACGGCAGCUACUUACACGGUCAUCACACCGGACACGGGUCUCGCCGAGCUCGAGGUGUUCUUGCAGUCCCAUCCUUUUGCAUUUAUCACGGACCCGGGUAGGGCGUUUGUCCUUGGUGUAGCGACACAAGAGGAUCUCUCCAAGUACGUCUCGAGGCGAGGGCUGGAUGGUACGCGAUCUGGAGCCGCCACACCGACACAAGCUACCACCUCCACCCCCGCUGCUGCCGGUGCGGUUUCUCAAGACAACGAUGAGCCCAUGCCGUCCACUUCUGUCGGCGUAUCUGAGGGACAGGCGGCCGCAUCUUCCUCAUCAGCCGCCGCUGCUGCCGCAGUUGCCUCCUCCUCGUCAUCGCAAGCUCCAGCGCUCUCGCGCCGAGAGGAAGAGGAAUCUAGAAAAGACCGCACGCUCGCGGAGUUCAUGCAGCUGCUCGACGGAUACACACCUUUGAUACCCGACCAGGUCACCGACUUUUACCUGGAAAAGGUCGGCUUCGAAUGCCACGAUGUACGACUCAAGAGACUCUUGUCUUUGGCGGCAGAGAAGUUUGUUAGUGACAUCGCGGCGGACGCGUUCCAGUAUGCCCGUAUCCGUACUAACGCUGGUCCGGGAGGGCGUCCGCGUGGCCAGGUAGCAGCGGGUGGAGCGGGUGCGGGAGGCGCUGCGGCUGGCGGUGCUGCAGGUGCGGGUCUUCCUGCUGGUGCGAGGGAUCGUUCAAGGACAGUGCUGACCAUGGACGACCUGUCCGCUGCGUUGGGCGAGUACGGGAUCAACGCUCGUCGCGCCGAGUACUUCCGCUAG
Messenger RNA from Sporisorium graminicola, 1170 nucleotides. RefSeq lists its product as uncharacterized. The record is from RefSeq and is a predicted model, not a curated record. Bases 1 to 1170 code for a protein of 389 amino acids. NCBI's taxonomy places the organism in Eukaryota, Fungi, Basidiomycota, Ustilaginomycetes, Ustilaginales, Ustilaginaceae. Gene Ontology annotation, biological process: transcription initiation at RNA polymerase II promoter. Gene Ontology annotation, cellular component: SAGA complex; nucleus; transcription factor TFIID complex. Gene Ontology annotation, molecular function: RNA polymerase II general transcription initiation factor activity; promoter-specific chromatin binding. The transcript has a single exon.